AUGCAAGCUAUGAGAACCCAGGCAUGUCCUUCCUCAACGUAUGACGACGAGCACCAUCGCAUUGCCAUCGGCAACUUUUCGGAGAGUCGUUCCCCCGAGAAUCCGAUGCUGGCAACUGGCCUGCACCACAUCGCCUUCGGGUACUCGAGUCUGCAGGACCUCGUCACGUCCUACAAACAGCGCAGAGCUCGUGGCAUCACCCCUUUCUGGUGUGACAAUCAUGGUACCACCACUAGCAUGUACUAUCAAGAUCCGGACGGCAACAUGGUUGAGAUGCAGGUAGAUGCGUUCCCCACCAUUGAAGAGACGAAUGCAUACUUUGCAAGCCCCGACUUCCACGAGAACCCCAUCGGGGUUGACUUUGAUCCUGAGGAGUUGGUCAGACGCAUUGAGAGCGGUGAGGACGAGCAGAUGAUUUUAAAGAGGGCUAAUAUUGGGCCAAGGGGGGUCUACUCUGUGCCCACGCCCCCGAAGCCCGAGGAUGGUCUCUCCUGUUUCUACUCGGCCCAGAAGCCCAUGGGUCGGCCGAAGAAGCAAAUGUAUCCCGAAGCGGAGUGUCAGGGACACAACUUGGCGAGCGAGCUCCGCCCUGAAGGCCAGCAACAGUCUUACUCUCUCCCUUUCACUGAAGAUCAAAUCGGCCUUACAACCACAAUCACGCAACCCACUACUCAUACGUAUAGCUCAGGUCAGCAAUUCGCCCUCUUCGUGGGCGGGAUUGGUGGUGUCGAUUUUCUAGCCGACAUCACCUUUGGCCAACGGAAUCUUGCAGCUGAAACAACGACCGCUUCACAUCCACCCAACGCCACAGAACCAGAUCCGGGGACCACUAUAAAAGCUGGCGGCUCCCCAGAAUGGCGCACCGAUACUUCCUGCCGUUGUUUAAGCAUGAUUUUUUCUGCUUUGGAGGCCUUGUCACGGCUUCCUGAUAGGGUGGAAGACGCUAUAUACGUCGCCAGGGACGCAUCGAAGACGGUACAUGAUGUUGCAAGCUGCACGCAGUGCGGCUUGCGUCUUUUCCAACAUGGCGAGACGCCGCCGAUCCGACCAUCCCAAAACGUAACAAUGCUCAUGGCCAUCUUUCCCGCGAUAGCGAGCGCCUAUGAGAAAGUGUUGGAGCUUGCCGAAAUCGAGGCGGCGCAAGCCAAGCAGCAACAGCGGUCCUUGGUUUUCCAACUUGGUAGCUAUGGCGGCGCAUGGGGACAAGCCCACUGGGAAAGUGGAGGGUGCGUAGAGUCCCAUAAUAACCUUACACUGGAUGCCGACAGCUGGAAGCGCCUGGUGCGCGCACUCCUGAGGGCAGAUCUCCAUGGCCAUGGAAAAUACCAAACUGGACUGUGGGAAAUCAUCCAAGAAAUUAAGAGUAUAUACACAUCAACUCCAAAGCGAGAUCCCAGCACGUCCCACAUUGACGCCCCACUGCCUACAGGGAGCGGGUUAGGCUCUCCAAUGGUGGAGGACACGGAGUCUCGGCCAGCGUCUAGUGGCGGGGAGAUGGAAGAAUUUUCAAAGGUCGUUAAGGAGGCUCAACAUGCGCUGAGCAAACUUGUUAUAUAUUAA
This is a messenger RNA of Scedosporium apiospermum, 1560 nucleotides long. Its product is annotated as Biphenyl-2,3-diol 1,2-dioxygenase. NCBI's taxonomy places the organism in Eukaryota, Fungi, Ascomycota, Sordariomycetes, Microascales, Microascaceae. The record is from RefSeq and is a predicted model, not a curated record. Bases 1 to 1560 code for a protein of 519 amino acids. The transcript has 2 exons.